AGCUAGGUUUAAAAGAAAGGUUUUUAACCAAUGGCAAAAUUGGAUUAAGAGGGAAGUUACAAUCCUGCAGAUGUUAUAUUGUGAUGCAAAGCCCACCUGCAUCCUAGAACACCUGAUAAUUUAUUUAGUUCAAUUUAUUUAGUUCAAUUUCCGGUUGCAAUGGCUGCGGUGGACAGUUUCUCCCUGUUGAUGCGGGAGAUCGGACGCUCCUACCACUACUGCGUGGAGAUGCUAGCGGUUGUGGGAGCUUUCUACGCAAGCAAGGUGUGCAUUACCGUUUUGAGUGACACCUACGUGCUGAUCAGGGUGCAUUUCGUUCCACGCAUCUUUGGCCGGCCUGACUUAAGCAAGCGGUAUGGAAAAUGGGCUGUGGUCACAGAUGGAACCUCGGGCAUUGGCUUUUCCUACGCUAAAGAGCUGGCCGGUUGUGGAGUUGACCUCAUCUUGAUUAGCCGGAACCGGGAAGAAUUAGAAGCUUCUGCUAAAGAGAUCAUGGAGACUUACAACAUCAGCACCGUGACUGUCGUGAUGGAUUUUAGCAGGGGCCGUGAGGCCUAUCUGGUCAUUAAGAAGGUUCUGGAAGGCAAAGAGAUUGGCGUCUUGGUCAACAAUGUCGGCGUCCUUAACCCUCUGCCCGAUUCCUUCACCAGUUUGACGGAGGCUCAGAUUUGGGAGUUCAUCAAUGUAAAUAUUGGAGCCGCCAACAUGAUGGCGCACCUGGUGUUGCCGGGCAUGGUGCAGAGGAAGAAGGGGGCCAUUGUCAACAUUUCUUCUAUCAGCUGCUGCAAUCCUUGUCCCCAGUAUACAGCAUAUUCAGCCUCCAAGACUUACCUGGAUCACUUCAGCAGAUCCCUUCAUUAUGAAUAUGCCCCUCAGGGCAUUUUCAUUCAGAGCUUAAUUCCGUUCUUCGUUUGCCCCAACGUGACAAAGCUGAGUAGCACCCUCUCCAAAAUGAGCUUUUUCGUGCCUUCUCCGGAGGUGUAUGCUUGUCACGCCGUCACCACCCUCGGAGUCUCCCCAAGGACCACAGGAUAUUGGCCACAUGCACUUUUGAUGAUUUUUGCAAGGUUUGUCCCUGAAUGGUUCUGGGCUUGGAUGGUACCCAGAAUAAAAUAUUGCCAGAAGUCACUUUGAAAAAAAAAUAUGCCUGUGAAGAUCUUGCCUUGAGCACCGAUAACAUCUGGAAGAUUAGACGGACUGUAGCUGCAAAAUCCUGAUUUCUUUGCAGGAAUCCUUUCUUGCUUGCGUUAUUUCUUUGAAAUCAUGUACUCAAGACUCGAAGGAAGUUUAGUUUGGACGUAGCUGAAAGAAAACACUUGAAACAAACUUUUAGAGAGCUGGUAUAGUAUUCUCCACCCCAACUCUCCAUCAUUUAUGUAGCGUUCUUCUUGGCUCCUCAGUGAAAGACACAAGAAACCUGUGGAUGAUGGAGAAAUUGAGUUGUUGAAGAACUUGGGUUCCAGAAGAGCAAAAAAAAAAAAAGAAAGAAAAAUCUGCCAAUAGGGCAUUGUAGAUCAACUUUCUCCAACCUCGUGCGCUGGGCUACAACGCUCAUCAACCCCAACUGAGUUCCCUCUGGUGGGAGUUUGAUGCAACAUUACCCUCAAAGCUACCCCAGUUACAACUGUUCAGCGGAGAUGUCCUUCUUCAAAUCAGUGCGAUCUUCUGCUUUUAUCAGGAAAUUAUUGUUGUAUGUAUGGUGUCCACUUUGGAAUGGCCAGUGCUGUGAUGGAUGUUAGGAUCUCAGCUGACACGGCUGUCCCGUGGGGCUGUUGGUGGCCCAGAGUCCUUAACUUUUCAGGCUCACAAGGCUAAGGGCUGCCAUACAGGUUCCUCGGCAACUUCUCAAAACUGCCUUGCUCCAGAGGUGUCAGUCUCUGGAACGGAAACAAAUUCUGAGCUGUUCUGGGUUUUAUUUUAUUUUACUGCAGUAAAUAGGAUUAGUGUGAACAUUUGUAGCUGUAGAUGAAGUUAUUUUAUGAAUUCGUCUGUAGGGAAAAAAAUACAUGUCUUAUUCCCUCCCAGUCUAGUAAUCCUUGAUUUUGAUUUUGAUUUUAUUGGAUUUAUAUACUGCCCUACUCCCGAAGGACUCAGGGCGGUGAACAGCCACAGAAUAAAACACAUAAAUACAAAAAUUUAAAAUAGAAUAAAAACAAAUUAAAUAAUUUAGCUGAGACAAAUUUAAAAUACCCAAUAAUUUAAAAACAAAUUAAAAUUUACAUUUAAAAGGGGAAAAGAUUUAGGCCAGGCCAGCUUGAUGAAAUAAGAAAGUCUUGAGCGCGCGAUGGAAGGUGCGCAGAUCCGGGAUCCUCCGUAUCUCCGGGGGGAGGUCAUUCCAGAUCGUAGGUGCCCCCACAGAGAAGGCUCCAUCCUGCUGGCUGGAAGGGAAGAGAGUGGUAAUAUCUAAAGCAGCGGUCACCAACUGGUGGUCCGUGGACCACCGGUGGUCUGUGAGAAAAUUUUGGUGGUCCACAGAAAAAUAAUUUGCAUUUUUGAUAUUGCACUAAAUCAGGGGUCCUCAAACUACGGCCCCUGGGACAGAUACGUGCAAUGAACGUUUGUGUUGCUGCAGAGAGUCUCCCCCUUCGGGGUCUUCUUGUGUGGGUCGGAGGGGGGCAGAAAUUCCGACUUGGGGUCUGUUUUAGCUUCCUGGUGUGGGGCUUUGGGCGAAGGCUGGAGGGAAGUGCCGUUGGUGGCGAAGAGCCAGAGGCCCUCGUUCCGGUGGAACUACAUCACGGCCUGGAACUGGCUGACCAUCUCAGCCCGCUGAGCCUCCAGGUGCCAGCGCCUGGCCUUGCACUCCCGCAGGUCUUCCCUCUGCUUGGAAAGCCUAUGCUUCUAGUCCUCAGCGAGGUGCUUCUGCUGAACCUCCUUCUUGGCCAGAUCCAAUUUGAACUGAGCCAGCUGUUUUGCCAACUCUUUCUCAUGGUGGCUGCUUAGUUCCAGCAACUGCUUCCUGUUGGGGCCCUAAGGAGCCUGGGUGGGGAGGCGAGGAGUGGCUGGGAAGGAAGGAGUGAGUAGAGGACGGCAAGGCGCCCCUCGACAUGAGUGACAUUGAGUUGGCCAUCGAGUUGGCCACGCCCACCCAGUCACAUGACCACCUGGCCACGCCCACCCAGCCAGUCAUUAGGCAGAUCAUAUUAGUGGUCCAUGGGAUUUAAAAUUAUGAAUUUAGUGGUCCCUGAGGUCGAAAAGGUUGGGGACCCCUGAUCUAAAGUGUAUCUAAAGUGGGUCGAUCAAUCAGUUGUAAGAGGGUCCUGAACAAUUUGACUUAAGCAUCAAUUUAGGCUUAGUUUCUGUGAAAGCUGUCACAGAAAUGUGGGUCUUCUCCGCAGACAGAAUGUGGCUGAUAGAACUGUUUGCAGGUGGCCUCUUUUGAGUUUGAUGUGCCGUCUGAAAUCGGGGCACAGUUAUUUUCAGAUUCUGAGUUACUUGAGUUUGAGGGGGGGGCCUGACUCCUCUUUUUUGUAGCCUUAGAGACCAUCAAACCAGGAUUGGUAAAAACAAACGGCUCUGUUUCCCAAAAUUUUUGGGACAGGACACAUAGGAAUGAAAACCGUUAUAGCGGUGUAAAAGUAAAGCAGCUUAAUAAGGGUUAUAAACAGUGCUAGCAGCUGUAGACCCAUAUUGUAUAUCCUGUUUAACCCUGAUUUGUGAACCAUGGUUUAUUUAGUGAAUAAAUAAAACGGGUGAAAUCCAGCAGGUUUUGACAGCUUCUGGAGAACCAGCAGCAGAACCAGCAAAUAGCACCUCUGGCUGGUCCCAGAAUGGGGUGGGAAUGGAGAUUUUGCAAUAUCCUUCCCCCAGGAGUGGGGAGGGAAUGGAGAUUUUGCAGUAUCCUUCCCCUGCCACACCCACCAAGCCACACCAUGCCCAAGCCAUGCCCACAGAACCGGUAGUAAAAAAAAUUGGAUUUCACCACUGAAGUAAACCCACUUGCUUGGUAUCACACAGCCAUAAACAUGUUGGACGAACUCUUUACUUAAUAUUCUAAAACAAAGGCAAAAAUGCCACAGCAUAGGUUGCUAAUUUAUUACCCUGUUUCCCCUAAAAUAAAACAUCCCCUGAUAAUAAGCCCAAUCGUGCUUUUGAGCGCAUGGCAAAAGGCCAAGCGCUUAUUUCAGGGGUCAAAAAAAAAUAAGACAGGGUCUUAUUUUCGGGGAAACACGGUAGAUGUCAUAACGAGCUCCCAAAAUUGUGAGCUAUCUAACCCCAUUAAUAAAUUCAUACCUUUUUUUUUUCUUCAGCUAGCAGAUUUGCUGGCUGUGCAAAACUAUUUAAAAAGAUAAGCCAGAAAUUACUUAGUCCUCAAAGCAAAUAGAGGGAACCUUCUGUUUUCUAGCAAGCAGUACUUUCUACCAUGUAUUAUACCUGGAAUUAUAGUCAUGAUAUCAAACUGAACUGGAUCAUAUUUUAUUCUUUUAGAGUCUUAGCCAUAAUGUCAAGUAGUGGUUUGAACUGAUGUGUGUUUGCUCUAGUAAAGGCUUACACCUAUGGAAA
Messenger RNA from Pantherophis guttatus, 4500 nucleotides. It is a transcript of the gene HSDL1, whose product is annotated as hydroxysteroid dehydrogenase like 1. The record is from RefSeq and is a predicted model, not a curated record. Gene Ontology annotation, cellular component: mitochondrion. Gene Ontology annotation, molecular function: oxidoreductase activity. NCBI's taxonomy places the organism in Eukaryota, Metazoa, Chordata, Lepidosauria, Squamata, Colubridae.